AUGGCGUCUGCAGCCGUUACAGAGGAGCUGAAUUGUACUAUCUGCCUGGAAAUUUUUACAGAUCCCGUGACAUUGAGAUGCGGACACAACUUCUGCCGGGUUUGUAUUAAUAAAUCACUGGACACCCAGAGGGCAUCUGGAGUGUAUUCCUGCCCAGAAUGCAGAAUGGAGUUUACGAAGCGGCCUGCCCUGCAAAGGAACAGGACUCUCCGUAACAUUGCAGAGCAUUUUUCAAGCAAGCCGCAGAAGGAAGAUGUUAACUGCAUGUAUUGUAUUGAACUUUCUGUGCCCGCCGUUAAAUCGUGUCUGAUGUGCGAAGCUUCUCUGUGUAUAAAACACCUUGAAGUCCACAGCAAGUCACCCGAGCACGUCCUGUGUGAGCCCAUCUCCUCCUUUAAAAAACUAAGGUGCCCCAUUCACAAUCAAGUUUUCAUGUAUUACUGCACCGAAGACGCUAAAUACUUGUGCGUUUCAUGUACAUUGUCAGGACAGCACAUGGGACACCAGAUGGAGCUACUAAAUGACUUCUGCACAAAGAAGAAGGAAAAGUUAAUGAAUGUCCACAAAGAACUCAGCGUCAAGAAAACUGACCUUCAGAAGAACAUUCGAGAUUUGGAGCUGCCCAAGGAAAGACUUGAGAGUAAGUUUAUCGCAAUCGAAAACAAAGUGACUUCCAUUUUUAAGGAUAUCCUAGAACAGCUUGAGAUGCUCAAGACAAAAACUCUGCAAGAGAUCAAAGCUCGGAGGAAAAAAAUGAUGAAUGAUUUCAUGGAGCAAAUCUCCGAGCUAGACAGGAAGAAGCAAGAGCUCUGCAGGAAGAUGGAUCACAUCGAGGAGCUGUGCAGCAUGACCGACCCUAUCGCCAUCUUGCAAGAACUAAAUCUGGGCAGCAACCAAGCUUUAAAAAUAGAAAGUAUGGAUAAAGACAAUUUACAGGAGCCAAGCGAGCCAAUGGAAGAAGACAUGGACGAGUCUGGUAUUUUAAUGACAAUACAUAAAGAUCUAUCUGACAUUUUCAGCAGCUUUAAACAAAACUUGUUCCCGGAGAAAGAGGCAAAAAUAACCCUCGAUAUCACAACGGCGGCUAACAAUGUUUUCAUUUCUGAUGACCGCAAAACUGCCUCGUGGCUAGUGAACCAAGGUCGCCCGAUGACGUCUGAAAGAUUUCAGUAUCAUCAGGUGUUAAGCGUUGAGACUUUUUCGAGUGAUAGUCAUUAUUGGGAGGUAGAAACUAGCGAAACGGGCAACUGGAUGGUGGGGGUAGCCUAUCCCAGCAUUGAGAGGGAAGGGAAUCAGGCCAUUAUUGGGAAAAACAAUAAGUCCUGGAGCCUUUGCAAGUGGAAUAAUCAAUAUUUUACUUUGCACGACAAGAAACAGAACCAUCUUAACGUUAAGUUUGGCUGUCGGAAAUUCAGAAUGAGUCUGGAAUAUAAUAAUGGGCGCCUGACCUUUUAUGAGUUGAACAACUUGACCAAACCAGCAUACACUUUCUUCAUUAAGUUUACCGAGCCCCUCCAUGCUGCCAUAAGUGUCUGGGAUAGCGCAUGGGUGACAGUUCUGAGUCAGGAAUAG
Nanorana parkeri is the source of this 1572-nucleotide messenger RNA. Its product is annotated as E3 ubiquitin/ISG15 ligase TRIM25-like. NCBI's taxonomy places the organism in Eukaryota, Metazoa, Chordata, Amphibia, Anura, Dicroglossidae. Gene Ontology annotation, biological process: protein ubiquitination. Gene Ontology annotation, molecular function: protein binding; ubiquitin-protein transferase activity; zinc ion binding. The record is from RefSeq and is a predicted model, not a curated record. The transcript has a single exon. The coding region runs from base 1 to 1572 and encodes 523 amino acids.